AUCUGAAUAGAGCAUUAAAUUAAAAUGCGUUUUGAAGUUCCAAAGUUUGAGAGGGCUUGCUUCUGCUUGCCGCUACGAGGGGGGAUUAUUGCGAUCGGUUACUUGAAUUCUCUCUACUGUAUCGUGGAGCUCUCGCUCCUCUUCCUGUUCCCCGGAGCGCCGGCGCUGGUGGUCUACCACGGGGUCUUCAUCAGGGCCGAGGGCUGGGUCGCCGGAGCCAUGUACGGGGCUGAGCUAGCGUCGCUGGUGCUGCUCUUGGUCGGGGCUCAUAUGAAGUGGCCGCAGCUGCUGCGCGGGUACUACUACUACGCGGUGUCCACGUCGCUGGCCACCUUCCUCACGUUCCUGGUGCUGCGUGAUGAGGAGGAGAAGGGGGUUACUGACUAUGUGCUGGAAGCGGCGUUCUUCUUCUGUGGGUUUGUGCUGCAGGUAUACCUGGUGCUGCUGGUGCGCAGUGAGCUGCUCAAGCUGCGUGCGCAGGCGCAGCCGCGCUCCUUCGUCAAUCAUACCGCCGAGCUCACCGACACCAUCGCUUGA
Molecule: messenger RNA, 537 nt
Organism: Plutella xylostella (diamondback moth)
Lineage: Eukaryota; Metazoa; Arthropoda; Insecta; Lepidoptera; Plutellidae
Source: RefSeq, a predicted model, not a curated record